Molecule: messenger RNA, 336 nt
Organism: Strongylus vulgaris
Lineage: Eukaryota; Metazoa; Nematoda; Chromadorea; Rhabditida; Strongylidae
Source: the annotation of a GenBank genome assembly
AUGUAUGUUGCAAAGUCUUGUCUUAUGCUUCCACGUUCCAACAAUUUUGUGGUCACAUCUGCAACAGGUCGAACAGCGAAUUAUUGGAUUUCAUUUAUCACAUCGACGUUACAUUUACAGGCACUUCCGCAAGCGUUGGCAAGAUUGGGAACAAAUGGGAUGGCUUUGCAAGGGAUUCAGUGCUUCAUUGUGGAUUAUAUUCGGCACAGUGACAACUUCAUGAAUAGGUAUGCUGAUAAUCACAACCGAGGUUCACUUCUGAACGCUUUGGCGGCUUGUGUAGCUCCUGUUAGCACACUGGGUGGGGGAAAUUGCAUACCAGAUGCUUUGCGCUAG